CAGGGCGAGGCGUCCACGCAGCAGACACCGCCAUUGAGUGACGCAAGAACCUCGGGUAGCGGCGCGGGUCCAGCGUGGACCUUGGCGCUUAUCUCGGGCGCGUGUUGUCGGUGCGACAGUACCGCUCACGACGCCGCUUAUCGCGGGUCCUUGCGUGAAGUUCCGACGACUCGUGAGUCCGUCUAGAAGUCGCCCGUCCUCAGGCACCGCUACGGCAGCACACAGCUCUCCUCCGCCCGGGCCCUGGAUCGCAGAGGGUCCAGCCCCGGCGGCACCGGUGCCUAGCCUCGUCGAAGAAGAAGAGGUCCGAGCCCGCGGGCUGCUGCCGGAAGGCGCUGUUCAGCGCGCGCCCCUUGGGCCCAAGUCAGCUUGGCAUCCAGAGUCGGAGACCGCAGACCGAGCUGGCGUCGCACGAUUUCCAUCGGAGGCCGCCGACAACGAGGCGCCAUGACGGCCGACUGCGGAGACCACAGAGGCGGAGCUGGCCAGGAGCCGCGCGUCAGCGAGGACAAGAGUGCAGUGCUGCGGAUCGAGUCUCGCGACGGGUGUAACAAGGAUCCUGCGGCUAAGAGCCCGGUCCCGGAGCCGCAGGCCGGGGAACCGGCCGCCGGAGACUGCCACGGCGGCAGCAGGGAGAUCCUGGCCAGGCGGGAGACCGACUUGCCCGGUGAGCCGUGCUGCUCGACCUGCGCCCAGGUGUUCGUGCCCUUCCUGCUGGCCGGAAUGGGCUCCGUGGCCGCCAGCCUGCUCCUGGACCGCGUCAAGGACUGGCCCGUGUACUCGACCUACCGGGAGCUCUUUGUGCUCAUCCCACCCUUGCUGGGCCUCAACGGGAACCUGGAGAUGACGCUGGUGGCACGGCUCAGCACUCAGGUCAACCUCGGUCAACUGGACGCUUUCCGAGACCAGUUGCGCCAGGCGGUUGCCAACAUUGCGCUGCUUCAGUGCCAGUCUACCGUGGUGGCGCUCACGGCCUGCUGCCUUGCCCUGGCCAAGGGCUUGACCCGAGAUCCCGCUCGGGUGACGCCGCUUUACGCCUCCAUGUUGUGCGCUUGCGGUCUGGCUGCCGCCAACGUGGCUAGCCUGCUUUUAGGGGCCUUCAUGACGACCAUCGUCCUGCUGGCGCGCAAGAUGCACCUUAAUCCGGACAACGUGGCUGCGCCCAUCGCGGCUUCGCUGGGCGAUCUGACUACGUUGGCGCUGCUGUCGACCAUCAGCUCGAACCUGCUGCCGUGGAGAGACUCUCCCUGGGUGACGCCGGGGCUGCUGGCGAUGCUGCUGCUCCUGCUGCCCCUCUGGGUGCUCGUGGCCCACAGGCACGAGCGCACGAGGAACGUGCUACGCGUCGGCUGGCCGCCCAUCCUGUCGGCGGUCGUGGUAUCCAGCUUUGGCGGCUACAUUCUGGACUACUCGGUGCUCCGCUUUGAGGGGAUCGCACUGCAUCUUUCAGCCGUCAACGCGGUGGGAGGCAACCUGGCGGCCAUCUACUGCUGCAGGCUGUCCACGUGGCUGAGUCGGAGCGGGAACCGCGGUCUCCUGCCUGUGCACGAGCCCCGCUGCAUGGACCCGGUGUCGCUGUUCUGCACCCGCUCGGAGCUGAGCGCUGUGGCGCGCAUCCUGCUCCUGGUCGUCAUCCCGGGACAGAUCAUCUUCGUGCUGACCACCGACCUGCUCCGCUUCAAGGGCUUCACCAUCACGCCACUCUUCGGACUGUUCUACGUGAUGGUGGCUAUCGUACAGGUGGCCGUGCUGCUCUACCUGUCCCGCAGCCUGGUGUACUGGCUCUGGUGGUGGGACGUCGACCCAGACAACGCGGCUAUUCCCUGCGUCACGGCGGCCGGAGACUUCACCGGCACGGGGCUACUUACACUCGCCUUCUUCGCCCUCGAGGCUCUCAGGGACCCUGUGGCCGUCAGCCCACUCGGCUGAAGAACCGCAGCAGAGCCGGAGGGGUCCCCGGAACCCCCAGCGAUGUGAAUAGAGAUGCCCUCGUGCUUUGCCCUGUCUUCGCUUUUUGGACCCUAUGUCUGCACGCCAUCGUUGUUGGCAGUGAAGAUAUCACGGGUAGAAAACGCGAGAGGGUUGCACAGCCCCAUGUUUGGACUCUGGUCAUUGAAGGCAAAUGUAGCUACUGCUGGACGCGGUAGUCGACUGUUAAGCGGCUGAAAAACUAAGUCAGUUAUAUGAGUGUUCAGUCGCAAAAUUGUUCUCGCACCUGAACAGUGGUAAACGGCCAAACGUAAAAUAUCGUUUAAUUCUUUUUUUUUUUUUUUUUUGCUUGUUCAUCUUUUUGCUGUUCCAAUGCAAGACAAGCUGCCCGAGGGGCGGAGGAGAAUAAAUUUAAAGUAUAAUUUAGAAAACAAGUAUUGCCACACUCUAAAAUAUUAUGGCUUAUUUAAAAUAAGUUAUAAAUAAGAAGUGUUCGUGAUUGGCAAUUCAAAGGUUAUUGAACAUUUAGGGCAAAAGUUUUUAUUAUGGUGCUAUAUUUUUUUUUAUUAUUAUUCAUGUGAGGUGUCUGCUUUAUUACAAACUGCAUGCAACGAUUUUUGCCCCGAGAAAAACGGUGUAAAAGAACGAUGACCUCAACUCUUGAAAUUUGAGCAGGCCUAGCGUUGAUCGAUAUUAUUUUGUUCGCGUUAUAUCCCAAUUAAAUUUUUGCCUACGGUAAUAUAUACGUUCGAAAACAAGGGUGGCACAUUGUUCUAGUUUGCUGCAAUGUUUCUCUCAGAUGUCACAAGAAGCGAUCUAGCAGACAUACGCGUGUUAGAAAUAUUCGGUAUCAGCUUUUUGAUGCACUGUGAUCUAAUUAAACGAGUGCUGGAAGUGUUGUUCUCUCAUUUACACGAGUUUGCAUUUACUCAUCAAGCAGCAGCAUCAGAAAAUCUGCAGUUUCAGGAUUUAAGAUUGAACUUUCGAACGAAUCCUGUGUGCUCGUCAUAUGAA
Messenger RNA from Ixodes scapularis (black-legged tick), 2943 nucleotides. Its product is annotated as solute carrier family 41 member 1. The transcript has 9 exons. The coding region runs from base 448 to 1929 and encodes 493 amino acids. Gene Ontology annotation, cellular component: plasma membrane. Gene Ontology annotation, molecular function: monoatomic cation transmembrane transporter activity. NCBI's taxonomy places the organism in Eukaryota, Metazoa, Arthropoda, Arachnida, Ixodida, Ixodidae. The record is from RefSeq and is a predicted model, not a curated record. Gene Ontology annotation, biological process: monoatomic cation transport.